This is a messenger RNA of Clarias gariepinus (North African catfish), 1312 nucleotides long. RefSeq lists its product as uncharacterized. The coding region runs from base 421 to 1050 and encodes 209 amino acids. Lineage: Eukaryota; Metazoa; Chordata; Actinopteri; Siluriformes; Clariidae. The transcript has 5 exons. Gene Ontology annotation, biological process: response to bacterium. The record is from RefSeq and is a predicted model, not a curated record.
GGGGUCGUUCGUGCCAGCAUGAAGGACCACAGCUCCAAAGUUCUUCCUCAGGGCCACGGACACGUGUGCAGCGACAUCAAGAACACGAGCACCAGGUAAACAGCAAGUGUGCGCCUUACCUUGAAAUCAGUUGUGAACAGUUCUCAGAGGCUCCUUAGUGAUCCCAUCCCAAGUCAGAUCCCAUUCUAAACAUUCGACUGGAGUAACUGGAAAUGUACUCGACUCUUUUACUAAAUUCUAUAACUGCCUAGAUAAGCUAUUGUUGAGUCUGUGUAUGAUUUCUAACCUCUAAACUCUUAGCAGGUUACUGAACAAAGGCUGUAGGACAGGAAGUCAGCUUUGUGGUAGAGCAGGUUGUGGGGACACCAGAGACAGACAAGGCUUGUAUUUUUACCCAUGUGUGUAGAGUGUGUGUGAGAAAUGUCUGAGCUCCUGUUUACUCCACAGCUGCUGUUUGGUCUCAUCAGUCUGAGUCUCCUUCAGAUCAUUUCAGCUGAUCUCAUAUCUGUUGAUCCUGGAGAGAACAUCACUCUGCUCUGUAACAUCACUCAGUAUUCACAGAUCUCGUGGUAUCAGAUGAACUCAGCAGGCAUGAGGGAGAUUAUAUCGGCCAGACAAAGGAAAAUAGGCAAACGCUUUUAUAUUGAAUAUAAUGUAGACGAGAGUCACUUUGAUGUAACAGAAAGUAACAGGUUAGUCAGUUUAGUGAUUAUUGGAGUUAGAGAGACGGAUCUGGGGUUUUAUUACUGUGGAGGUAAAAAUGAUGCAACACACACUCAGUUUGGGAAACAAAUCAGACUCAUCCUUACCCCAGACGGUAACACACCUGAGCCUCCUGAUCAUGAGGAGCCUGCAGGUCCUGGAUUCCUCUGGAUUAUAAUCCUGCUGUGUGUGUGUUCAGUCUCUGUUCUUAUUAACAUCAUCUGCAUGUGUGUGUUCUGUUCCAGGAACCCAGACGUGUGUGUUAUCAGCAGUGACUCGGAUGAGAAGGACGUCUCCCUGCAACACACUGCUGAUUGGACCUGUGUGACCUUCACACAAGUCUCCUGAUGGCUAUUUAAAUAUUUAACAUCACAAAUAAUCACCAUCAGCAGAGAAGCUGUGAUCUGAUCUACACCUGAGCACAACAUUAGUACACUGACUUUCAAUGAGCUUCAUUAAGUUGAUGGAUAUUUGGGAUUUAAUUUGAACGUUGUGGUCAGUUUCUGUUCAAAACCAUUUUAUUAAUGCUAUUAAAAUUGUCUGUUUUCAAGUAGAUUAGAUGAUAUUUUAUCAUAUAUUGUAUAGAACUUUUACUUACAGUCAUUGUCAA